Mytilus californianus (California mussel) is the source of this 3125-nucleotide messenger RNA. Its product is annotated as galactoside alpha-(1,2)-fucosyltransferase 1-like. The transcript has 5 exons. Gene Ontology annotation, cellular component: membrane. The record is from RefSeq and is a predicted model, not a curated record. Bases 1615 to 2682 code for a protein of 355 amino acids. Gene Ontology annotation, molecular function: galactoside 2-alpha-L-fucosyltransferase activity. Lineage: Eukaryota; Metazoa; Mollusca; Bivalvia; Mytilida; Mytilidae. Gene Ontology annotation, biological process: carbohydrate metabolic process.
CAUUAAGAAGGCUUUUUUUAAAUACUAAUAACAUCUUUAACGUUUUAUUGAGGCAGAUUGGAAAUCUUUUUUUUUUCAGUUUGUACGAAAAGGAUGAAAACAAAUUCUAAAGAUAAGGAAUGAAAAAGAUUUGCAAACAAUGACAGAAAAGGCAAAGAAGGUCAAAUAUUUAGCUCAAUGACCUUGAUUUAGAAGAAAAACUCUGACAUGUGACUGUUACCACUCGUCUUAUAUUUACAGCCCUAAAAUAAUUCAACAUGAACAUCUCCGAAAGAUGAUAUCUCAUGAUCCUAAGUUCAGAGAACCCCAACACAUCAAUUGGAACCAUAACUUCAAAUCAAUUAUUCGAUAGAGGAUUAAGCCAGAUCAUGGGCUAAACAUGAAGAAGUUGAACUGGAUACUUUGUCAGAAUGGGUCAAAACAAUCAGGUCUCUGAUAAAACGUCGAUUCAUAAGUUGAAAAACUGUGUGAAUGAUCGACAAAAGGCUGUUUUCUGAAACAAUUAAGCUGUGAAAUGUCUAUCAUCUCUUCACGAUAAAUAUGUUGUUGUUCCUGCGGACAAAGCUUCAAAUAGCAUUGUCUUUGUAUGUAAAUCGUACUACUUCGAGUGUCUUGUAAAAGAAUUAGGAAUAAACAAGCACUCAGGUAAUCCCACAUACAAAAACAAAUCAUUUCACAAAGAUGAGAUUUUGACGAAUCAUGAUUCCUUCAUAACUUCAAUGGACAUUACAUUAUACAGCAAAUCUGAGGACUUACCUUGUUUGUAUUGGAUACCUAAGCUUCACAAAAAUCCGUACUAACAACGGUACAUUACCGGCUAAUCUACUUGUUCUACAAAGGAGUUGUCCAUUAGAUUGACAAAAAUUCUGUUCGCAGUGAAAGAGGGUCUUCAGUAAAACUGUUUACUCGCGUACUGGUAUUAACCAUAUGUGGAUUCUAAAAAGUUCUAAAAUACUUCUGAAUAGUUUUAAAUCUCGAUUUUUCGAUGAAAUUAAUUCUAUUAAAACUUUUGAUUUUAUACCCCCAUUCGCCAUGAGAAAUUGAAAAAUCGUCUAAAAGAAAUAAUCCACAAUGCUUUUUAAUAUAAAAAUGGUGGCAUACGCUAUAAAUUUAUUACCUUGGGAUACCAUACGGCACAUUUUGUUAAUAGUGAACAAAAAGGAAAAACAUGCUACACAGGAGAAACAAGUGAUCAGUAUGCUGUAGUUUCUUAUUGACAACAUAUUUAAUAUAAGCUCCAGAACUAGAAAUUAAAGAAACAACAGACACGGCUUCCUCCGCCUCAUUUUUAGCCUUACACCUCGAAUUUGACAUAAGCGGUCAUCUCAGUACCGAAAUCUAUGACAAACGAGACGAUUUUAAUUUUGAAAUUUUCAAUUUCCCUCACCUUAAUAGCAAAAACUAAAAUAACAAAAAUACCGAACUCCAAGAAAUAUUCAAAACGGAAAAUCUCUGAUCAAAUGGCAAUUAAAAGCUCAAACACCCCAAACGGAUGGAAAACAACUGUCAUAUUCCUGACUUGGUACAGGCAUUUCCUUAUAUAGAAAAUAAGUAAUACUUACUGAUAUUUUGCACCUGGUCUUAUAUGACAAAGCACAUCAAUUAAAUUUAACAAUGAUGAACAAGAAUAUAGUGCAUUGUAGUUUGCCGCAAUGUUUUCAUAUGUUUACAGACAGAUCUUAUGAACUAUGUUGGAAUUUGUUUUAUAUUUUAGGUGGAUUGAUAUUGUUUUUAGUUUGCUUUAUACUCAAAUGGACUCAUAAUAUUUCAUCAGUGUUUUUGAAAUCAUCAAUUGAAACUAUUUCACCAGUACCUUUAUACAUAAAAUCGACAUCAAGAAGACAUUCAUACAGCAUGAUCAAGAAAAUGAAGGGUUCAAUAUGUCCAAUCUUACAAGGUGGACUGGGAAAUAGAUUGUUUCAAUUCUCUACUGCGUUUGCCGCAGCAAGGUCUAAAAAUAUGAAUCUUAUCAUUCCAUCUGAUGCUGAUAUCAGUAAUGUUUUUGAAAUUAAUGAGACACUCAACGAAGCAAGAGAGUUAUGUAAAGGAUUUCGAAAAAUUUUAGAUAGAGCAUCUCCAACAUACCAUCAAAACUUACUUAACUUUAGCUCAACUGAUAACAUUCAACUCGGAUAUGGCCUUCAGUCGUGGAAAUAUUUUUACAUGUAUGAUAAACAGCUAAAGACGCAAUUAACAUUUAGAAAGCAUAUACAACAUAAAGCAAAACAGACAAUCGAUAAAAUUCUACAAAGGCGACACAUUGAAUCUCGCAAGAGUGUUAAUUUGGUUGGUGUCCAUAUAAGGAGAGGCGAUAAAGUUGGUAAUCAUGAUGGGUUUAACAUUGCUACACCAGAAUAUUUAAACAGGUCUGUUAACUAUUACGCUCAAAAAUAUGAAGCUGUCUUAUUCAUAGUUAUAUCUGAUGGAAUGUCAUGGUCUAUGAAAAAUAUGCCUUCUCAUGUUCCAGUUGAAUAUAUAUCAUUAGGUAAAAGAGAACUUGAUAUGGCAACUGUCGUUGCCUGUGACCACACAAUUAUGACAAUAGGAACGUUUGGUUGGUGGAUCGGUUAUUUAACUGGUGGAGAUGUGGUUUAUGUGAAGAAUGCCGCCGCAAAAGGUUCACGAUUUGAAAAAAUACUAAAUUUUAAAGAUCAUUUUUAUCCUCACUGGAUAGGACUUUAGUAAAUCGACAUUUUGUUUACAAAUAUAUUUGUCCAUCUUUUUUCCGCAACUAUUGUGUCAUGAAAACUUUACGGUUCCAUCGACGUUUUAUAGUGUAAUCCAAUUUGAUGAAUUUGUAUAAAGAAUAAGCUAACACUUAGUACCUUUCAGUAAUACACAUCAUACAAACUGCUUAAAGCAAAUGCAGAAAGUAAUUACUGAUUGUGUGUGUUGGUAAGUCUUUAUUGGUUUAGGUUGUGUUUUGUAUACUAUUUGUCCUUGAUCGUUUCUCGUUGUUUACAUGAGAAUAUUCAUUUAAUGAGAAAAUGUAUGUGUUCUUAAGCUAUAAUUACUCAUAUGUUUACAAAGGUAGAAAAUGUUUGUUUGAUUAUUUUAUUUUUAUCUUUGCGUAUUAAGGGGAGAUAACUCAGAAAAAAUAUAAUUAAUAAAGAUAUCUUCAGGAA